Molecule: messenger RNA, 1892 nt
Organism: Hyla sarda
Lineage: Eukaryota; Metazoa; Chordata; Amphibia; Anura; Hylidae
Product: oocyte zinc finger protein XlCOF7.1-like
Exons: 5
Coding region: 204-1685 (493 amino acids)
Source: RefSeq, a predicted model, not a curated record
CCCCCAUGCCGGAAGCUCCCUCCCUCCAUACAUGGCCCCUUCAGAAUGACGUCAUCAGGAGUGCGACUCCUCACCGGAAGUAGCUUGUCUCCUAGUCGUCCCCGGCUUCCUGGUCCGACCCUGACGAGGGGACCUGUUAUCUGAAGUCUGGUGAAACUAGAUAAUACGCUACAAAACUCCAUACAGGCUGUCAACCUGACUAAAUGGGGAAGGACAAGGACAGAAGUCACAUGACCGAAGACCUAUUAAAACUUACCUUGGAGAUCAUAUACCUACUAACUGGAGAGGACUAUGGACCAGUGAAGAAGUCCAGAAAGCGUGUGACAUCCAACAGUCGCCCAAGCAUGUCAGGGGGAUGGGGCAGGAACCAGAGCCCCACUAGGGAACCUUCACCUCGCUCACUGAUACAUGAAAGAAACAAUGACCAGAAGAUCCUAGAACUCGCCAACAAGAUAAUAUAUUUGCUGUCCAGAGAGGUCUCUACAAAGUUUGAGGAUGCAAAUGGCGAUUCUUCCAUGGAGGAGUGGGAGAAUUUAGAAAGAUGCAAGAAUCCUAACAGAAAAGGGAGGUUGGAGAGCCGCCAAAGCCGCACUUCAUCAGAUUUAUCUGAUGACACAGAAAUAUCGGGAGGGCCUCCUUCCCCUGUUUCUUCACAGGAUGGUAUUUUUGACCAUGGUAUUGCUCUAACCAUAGGGCCUGAAAAGUAUACAUCAGAUGUGCAAGGUAUUGACAGUACAGAGAACACAAUGCAGACACCAGAUUCAUGUAUAGAAACAUGUCCCACCAAGACUAAAAUGUUUGCAAGUAUGCGAUAUACACAGUACUCACCCCCCUGUGUUAAGGAGGAAUCUGUCUCAGGUGGUAAUAGUGGAAAUAUUUCAGAUACUGACCUCUGCUCACACUCCAACCAUUCACCAUAUACAUCUUCUCAUACUAAAGAAAAAUCCAUGGCGGAUAAAGCAGGAAAUAUCAGUGAAAUGUGCUCAGAUCCAGAACAGUACUCUGACAUUCAUGCAGCUAAAGAUCAAUCUCGUAUUAAAGAGGAACCAGUCUCGGGUGAUGAACAAAAUCUCGCUGACUUUCCCUUGUCCUCGUGGAUUUUUACUAACAGUGAAAAUAAAUUUAAGAAGAAGGAUUCCAUGUGUUUCAUAUGUGUAGAGUGUGGAAAGAAUUUUCCAUACAAAUCCCAUCUUCUUCGGCAUGAGAAGAUUCACAUGGAGGAGAGGCCGUAUUCUUGUCUUGAAUGUGGCAAAAGCUUUAAGUUGAAUUCUAAUCUUAUAAGUCACCAACGAAUCCACAGUGGACAGAGACCCUUUUCCUGCUGUCAGUGUGGGAAGUCUUUUAUCAGCAAGUCUGAGCUUGUUAAACAUGAGAGAAUUCACACAGGUGAAAAACCAUACACUUGUUUGGAAUGUGGAAGACAGUUUUCACGAAUAUCGAAUCUUAUUGACCACAAUAAAAUACACACUGGCGAAAAGCCACAUUGCUGUUCAGAAUGUGGGAAGUGUUUCAGACGUCAUUCCAACCUACUAAGUCACCACAAGACUCACUCAAUGGAUAAAGUGUAUUCCUGCCCAGAAUGUUCGACUUGUUUCCUCUCUACCUCAGAACUUCUUAAACAUCAGAAAACUCACUCAGAAGGAAACACAAUUUCUUCAGCGAACGUGGACACUGCUCUCCUGUGAAUGUAAUUGUUUUGACUUAUGAAGAAAAGAGAAAUCGGUGUUCUGCUGUUAAAUGCAAGCAAUAUAAAGGGUUACUCUACCAAAAUGAAUUGUAUUACACUAAGAGGUAUUACAUUUUUCUGCUAAUGACAACCAAUCUCAUUGUACAGACAGUUAGGUUAACCACCCUACCCCCAUUACAUUUUCAGUGCAUAUAUAUAUAUAUAU